CCAGCCGCAGACCCCCGGAAAAUGCGCAGAAUCAUAGCAGAGGAUCCGGAGUGGUCUUUAGCUGUUGUGCCCCAGUUGACAAACCUUUGCCUUCAGCACAUAGUGAAAAACUUUGAAGAAAAGCCCAUCCUUGAUGAACUCCUGCCCAGUCAUAAAGCACAGGUGCUGGAGAAGCUAUCCACCUCUCUUCCCCUGAGUAUCACAGCCAAUCUGGUGAGCCAGGAGAGCUACUGGAAACGCUGCUGUGAGGAGCGCUGGGGAUUGUGUGACGUGUUGCCGUACGGCGACAGCUGGAAACGCAUGUUCUUCGAACGCCACCUAGAGAACAUUAUUGAGCUCUUUAUCCCGGAUCUAAUCGACCCCAAGACGGUUCUGGACAUGGUGCCGCUUUGCAAGAAUUAUGUGAAGCGGCUAAUUAUCUCUCAGCUUCUGCCACCUAUCAGGGAACCACAAAAACUGGAAGAGGAUGACGGUUCAGAUACUGCUAGUGAUAUGGGUUAUAAUGGUCCUUCCAUGGACCAUUUUGACUUCAGAAUUCUCUUAGACAAGCUGACAAAUCUGGAGGAAUUCCAUGUAAUGUACAGGGUUAAAGGAUGUGGCAUGAACUUUGAAUGGAAUCUUUUUGAGUUCACCUUACGAGACUGUGAGUCGCUGGCCAAAGCCCUGCAAUCCUGUAAGACUCUGAAGGUGCUGAAAAUCCAACAGAGCAAAGUAGAUGACGCAAAAUGUCGCGUUCUGGUGAACUACUUACUGGAGCACCCUUCCCUGCAAGAGCUUGACCUCUCACACAACAUAAUUGGGGACCGCGGGGCACGGGCCAUUGGCAAACUGCUUAAUAAGAGUGCGCUGAAGACCCUGUCUGUUUAUGAUAACCAAAUACAAGGCCCCGGGGCCCAGGCCAUAGCCCACGCCCUGACCAAAAACACCACCCUUCUCUCUCUCAAUCUACGUCUGAACCGCAUAGGGGAUGAAGGAGGUCAGGCCUUGGCCCAAGCCCUGCUGAAGAACGAGACCCUGGUGUAUCUUCACGUGGGAGCCAAUGAGAUGACAGAACCCACAGCCACAGCAGUUUCACAGGCCCUUGUUAUGAACACUAGGCUGAAGAGCAUCAACCUGUCUUGCAACAAACUGGGAGUGGAUGGAGGUAAGGUGCUAGAGGAGGGUAUGAGCCACAACACUACUUUGGUGGAGUGUGAUAUCCGCCUGACAGACACAAACCAGGUGAGUGAGUUCUGCAUCGCCCAGUUUCUACUUAACAACAAGAGCAAAGCCCACCUCAAAUGAGCCAACAGCCCAGCACCAAGUGAGCCCGGCACAGCAUGUUUCAACGACAACAUACAAGACAUUCACGAAGGUUCUCUGUGCAAAUCCCUCUGUCUAGCUCUCUCUGUCCGUGUCUUUGGAGUUUACAUGUGUGUCACCCUAUU
Chanos chanos (milkfish) is the source of this 1427-nucleotide messenger RNA. RefSeq names its product dynein regulatory complex subunit 5 (gene drc5). Gene Ontology annotation, molecular function: protein binding. The coding region runs from base 22 to 1284 and encodes 420 amino acids. Gene Ontology annotation, biological process: microtubule-based movement. The record is from RefSeq and is a predicted model, not a curated record. Lineage: Eukaryota; Metazoa; Chordata; Actinopteri; Gonorynchiformes; Chanidae. The transcript is spliced from 4 exons.